AUGCAGCCGGAGUCGGGAACGAGAGGUGCGACAGGCCAUAUCCUCGUGCCGGGGUUUCUUGGAUGCAGUGGGUCCACAGACUCCAAGUACACGUAUGUACGUUACUUGGCGCAUGGCAGUUCCUGGGAGACGUGGAAGGUGCUGGAUGUGAGCGACGGAAAACCAUAUGCACUGAAGAUAACUUCUCUUAAAAAUUACCGUGAACCAAAGUUGUUGCGGGUGCGGACAGAAGUGCGCUGUUUGGAGUCUAUUGACCACUUUGCAUGCAUUCGGCUUCACGAGAAGCCUGAGACAGAGUCGCACUUUUUUUUCGUCAUGGAGUACUGUGACGCCGGCGAUUUACGCUAUCAGAUGCGCGAUGGCGGGAAGCUGCUGGAGCACCAGAUAGUUCAUAUUCUGCUAAAGCUUGUCCUGGCCCUUCACUACCUCCAUACGAAGAAAAAGAUUCUCCAUCGUGAUCUCAAACCUGCCAAUGUUCUUUUGAAAACGACGGGACUCUUGAAGCUGGGAGACUUUGGCUUCAGCAACGCGUAUGACACCAUCAGUGGUGACGUGGGCCUCACCAUAUGCGGCACCCCCGCUUACGUUGCGCCAGAAUUAUGGCGGAAUGAGCGCUACGGAGCAGCCGCCGAUAUUUGGUCGCUUGGUGUUAUCCUGUACGAGGCCAUGACCGGCAGACGCCCGUUUGAGGGCACCAAGUAUGAGGAGCUGCGCCACAAGGUUCUUCAUGAGGAGGUGCUGCCCAUAAAGACUUCGCACAGUGUGGAUUUGAAGCGCACCGUGUACGCACUACUCCGCAAGUCGUCCGUGGAGCGUCCAGACACCACUCAACUUCUGCGCGAGCCCCUCCUCGUCGCAGCGCUGAGUAACUUUCCGGAGGUUCUAAGAGUCUCUGAUGUGGAGGAUUCGUUGUUGCAGCGCGUCUUGCAUGACAUUAGCCCUGAGCAGCUGCUGCCUCGUCCACGGCUGGACCACUCCGUGCUCUUUUCUGGCAUGGUGUGGAAGCUCAAGCCGACGCAGGAUUAUCAGGAACGCUACAUGGAGCUGGCGGACGGUCAAUUGUCGCUGCUGCUUCGACCCGGUGGGAGAGUCGGCUUCCGGGGAUGCAUCCCGCUGCUGCGGGUGGAACAGGUGGCCUGCAUUGACCCCAACCACUUUGCGCUGAAGAUCGAGGGGGCGGACUGGUGUUUUUUCCAGACACCACAGGCGGCAGUCUGGGAGGAGCAGCUACGUGCGGCGCUGGGAAUAUAG
This is a messenger RNA of Trypanosoma cruzi, 1251 nucleotides long. Its product is annotated as protein kinase, putative. Gene Ontology annotation, biological process: protein phosphorylation. The transcript has a single exon. Bases 1 to 1251 code for a protein of 416 amino acids. The record is from RefSeq and is a predicted model, not a curated record. Gene Ontology annotation, molecular function: ATP binding; protein kinase activity. NCBI's taxonomy places the organism in Eukaryota, Euglenozoa, Kinetoplastea, Trypanosomatida, Trypanosomatidae.